AUGAAAAUGUAUAAAGUUGAAAAAUAUGCUAGUGGUGGAGGAUCAUAUGAUGAAGGAGGUGGUAAUAUUAAAAUUGGAAUGUGGGUUGAAUGGCAGAAAAUAUAUAUAAAUCAUUUUAAUAAUUAUAUCACUUAUAAUGGUGAGUAUAAAAAUGGAUAGAAAGUUGGCAGAUGGGAAAUCUGUCUAAUAUAAUUUAAUAAAGAAUCAAAUAAUUGGAAAAAAUGUGUUAGUGGUGGAGGAUCAUAUGAUGAAGUUAGAGGACUUAAGAUUGGGAAGUGGGUCGAGAUAGUAAGUGAGAUAAGCUAAAUUGGUGAAUAUUUAAAUGGUAAAAAAGUUGGUAUUUGGAAAGAUAUAGAUAAUGAAAAUAAAUUGAUAGCUUGCGUUUUCUAUGGUUUUGGUGGUUUUGAGUUAAAUAGAAGCAUGACAUAUUAUAGUUAUCUUUUAGAGAUAGGGAAUAUUCAAAAUGGAAAGAAAGUAGGUAAAUGGGAAAUUUGGAGUAGGAAUAAUGAGUUUAUGGGUGGAGGAUCGUAUGAUGAAGGAGGUCUUAAAAUCGGAAGGUGGAUUGAUUUGGAUAAAGUGAAUAGUUACAAACAAAAGAAUAUUGGUUUAUAUAAAUAUGGGAAAAAGGUUGGUCAGUGGGAUUCCUGGUUGCUGCAUGGCGAUAAAUUAAAUAUGAAAAUUGGUGGAGGAUCAUACGAUGAAGAAGGUCAUGAAAUUAAGUUUGGAAUGUGGAUUGAAUUGGAUGAAAUAUUUAUCUAUUAAAAUUUUAGAUAUAUAACCUAAAAAGGUGAAUAUAAAAACGGUUACAAAGUUGGUAGAUGGGAUAUCAAUCUAAUAUAGUUUGAAAAUAAACACAAUAAGCGAAUUGGUGGAGGAUUCUAUGAUUAAGAAGGUUAUGGCAAAAAAAUUGGGUAGUGGAUUGAAUUGGAUGAAAAGAAAAAAUUCAUACUUAAUGGUGAAUAUAAAAACGGUUACAAAGUUGGUCGAUGGGAUAUCAGUCUAAUAUAGUGUGAUAAUGAAAGAAAUAAGCUAAUGUAAAAAAUAUAAAUAUUGAGUUUUGAAAAUGUGCUAGUGGUGGAGGAUCAUAUGAUGAAGGAGGUCAUGAAAUAAAGAUUGGGAAGUGGAUUUAGAUAUCUAAAAAUUAAAGCUGGAACUAUAAGUAAAUAACUGAGAAUGGUGAAUAUAAUAAUGAUAAAAAAAGUUGGCAUUUGGGUUGAAGUUAAGAUUAAAAGGAACAAUUAAUACAUGAAAGUAAAAAAAAUAAUAAUUUGUGGGAAUUGAAAUAUUUAAUAUAUAUACUUUUACCUCAUAUAUUAUAUUAUA
Molecule: messenger RNA, 1323 nt
Organism: Paramecium tetraurelia
Lineage: Eukaryota; Ciliophora; Oligohymenophorea; Peniculida; Parameciidae
Exons: 6
Source: RefSeq, a predicted model, not a curated record